Mollisia scopiformis is the source of this 519-nucleotide messenger RNA. RefSeq lists its product as uncharacterized. The transcript has a single exon. The record is from RefSeq and is a predicted model, not a curated record. Lineage: Eukaryota; Fungi; Ascomycota; Leotiomycetes; Helotiales; Mollisiaceae. The annotation marks the transcript as partial.
CAGAAAACCAUAGACCCCUCAGUUGAUGCCGCCGACCUCGCUGCACUGUUGGCCCAAAUAUCCUCCGACAGAGGCUCGCCAAUACAGCAGACCCAGUAUCCAAGCCCCUCCAGAUCAUCGACUGUCGAACCUCCCGAGAACGCCAUGCAAGAGUACGAGACCAAGUGCAACCAAGCUCUACUCGAUGACGGUUGCAGGCCGCUGUUCCCCAUCAACCUUCUCCUACAAGUCUUGACGAAUACAGAUGCAUACCACGACUUACUACGGCCGUGGGCGAGAUAUCCGGGUACGUCGAAUCCAGAGGACUGGCAGGUGUUCUCCAGGCAGCUGCGCCGCUGGGAAGAAUUUCGCAAAUGGCAGCUGGGCAAUAGGCGGCAGACGGUCGGGUUCUCCGAAUAUCUCGAGGAACAACAGCGCGAGUUUGAGAGGAUGGGGGUGGCCGCCGGGUGGACAGCCAGGCCUGAUUUUGAGCAGGCAAUACGCAGUCAGUGGGAGGACGAAUAUGGCCAUGGUCAAUAG